Molecule: messenger RNA, 1862 nt
Organism: Gilbertella persicaria
Lineage: Eukaryota; Fungi; Mucoromycota; Mucoromycetes; Mucorales; Choanephoraceae
Product: arginyl-tRNA synthetase
Exons: 3
Coding region: 43-1746 (567 amino acids)
Biological process (GO): mitochondrial translation; arginyl-tRNA aminoacylation
Cellular component (GO): mitochondrion; cytoplasm
Molecular function (GO): ATP binding; arginine-tRNA ligase activity
Source: RefSeq, a predicted model, not a curated record
AGCUUCCCCUUGUCUCUGUACACACACAUUUUUUUUUUCGAUAUGUCAACUUUUAGUUUUCGAAACGCGAUCGCAAAACCACUAUCACAGUUGACACAUAUUGAGAAGCGUGCUAUUCUUAGUGCACUGUCGACACCUAAAAUAGCUACAGAGCAGCAGUUCAGUAUUCCUAUACCAAAACUUUUAGCUCACGUUGAACAAAAGCCUAACGUUACUGCCUAUUGUCAAGAACUUGCUGGCAAGUUUGAGCCUAAUGCCUACAUAGAAAAAGCAACGGCUUCAGGGCCCUUUUUGCACUUUGAUGUACGUCCUUUAGAGUACAUCAAAUCCACUUUGCAACAAGUGUAUAAAGAGAAAGAAAAGUAUGGCCAUCAUCAACAAGAGAAUCCAAAGACAGUUGUGAUUGAUUAUAGUUCACCUAAUAUCGCCAAACCUUUUCAUGCAGGACAUUUGCGUAGUACCAUUUUAGGCAAUUUCAUUAAACGCAUUCAUCAAGUCAAUGGUUACAAGACAAUAGGCAUUAAUUAUUUGGGUGACUGGGGAAAGCAAUAUGGACUAUUAGCUGUUGGAUUUGAUCUGUUUGGUGAUUCACAAAAGCUUCUUCAGGAUCCUAUUCACCACCUUUAUGAAGUCUAUGUAAAAGUAAACCAAUUAGCAAAGGAAAACCCCAAGAUUGAUCAACAAGCCAACUUGUACUUUAAGAAAAUGGAAGAAGGCGAUGAGACAGCAUUAGGUCAAUGGAAACGAUUCCGUGAACUCAGUAUUGAUUCAUACAAGCAGAUUUAUCAACGACUCAACAUUGAAUUUGAUUAUUAUUCAGGCGAAUCACAAACAGAACCAUUUAUACCCCAAGCCUAUGAUUUACUUGCAAAACACGAUUUAAUAGAGCAGACAGAAGAUGGUGCCUGGAUUGUCAAUCUAGAACAAUACAAUCUAGGUAAACCUAUUGUACGACGAGCAGAUGGAACCAGUCUGUACAUAACGCGUGACCUAGCAAGUAUCUUAUUACGCCGACAUUUGUUUGGUUCGUUUGAGAAGGCUGUGUAUGUUGUGGGGACCGAACAAGAGCUGUACCUAAAGCAACUAUUCAAAAUUUGCGAGUUGUUAGAAUACCCUAUUCAGAUGCAUCAUGCUAAUUUUGGCCGUGUUAUGGGUAUGUCAACACGUAAAGGCACUGUUGUAUUUCUUCAAGAUAUUCUAGACACAGCAAAAGAACAUAUGCUGGAUAAUGUACGUUCAAGCAAUCCUUCCAUGGACAGCGAAACACAAGAACAAAUAGCAGAUAAGUUGGGUGCUUCUGCUGUCAUUGUACAAGAUAUGGUGGCCAAGCGUGUGAAGAAUUAUCAGUUUUCUUGGGACAGAAUGACAACCGCAAAAGGGUACACAGGUGUUUAUCUUCAGUACACCUUUGCACGCAUGUGUGGAAUUCAAUAUAAAGCCAAUGUACCUAUUUGUGCUGAUGCUGACUUAUCUUUGCUUAAGGAAAAAGAAGCAUUUGAGCUGGCCUUGACUAUAUCACAGCUGCCAGAUAUCACACAAUCUGCUUGUCAAGCAAUGGAUCCUUGUAUUCUUGUGCAAUAUUUGUUUAGAUUAGCCCAUGUGACAGGUCAAGCCAAUACUAAACUGAGAGUCAAAGGCUCGGAUGCAAGCACAGCAGAAGCUAGAAUGCUCUUGUUUUGGGCUGCAAAGACCACUUUGGCAAAUGGCCUUGAUAUGUUGGGCAUUGAUCCUCUUCAUCGCGUGUAACAACGUCACAAAAAAUUAAAAUAAACCCUUUUUUUCUUCUUUUUUUUUUUGGGUAAUCAUGAACGAAAAGAGAAAGAGAGAAGACUCUGUCGAGGAAGAACAAGAGCCCAAACGAC